GGUCUGGCGGCGCCGGCCGAGGCGGCCACGGCAGCCGACGCGCCGCCACCGCCCGUCCAUGGUGGUCCCGUCACCGACGAGCUGCGAAAGCAGGCCAACAGCCUGUCGGAGCUGAUGCGCACCGGGCUGGAGAGGGCCAUCUCGGAGCUGGCGCAGGCCGGCGGCCCGCAGUCGGCCAUCGCCAACCUGCGCCUGCAGGUGGAGCGGCUGCAGUGGAGACACCAGAUGGAGCUCUCCGAACAGCGGAAGGUCACAGACACGAUGCUGGCCGAGCUGCGCAACAGCAUGGAGAUCGAGCAGAAGAAGGCGCUGAACAAGCUGACGGCGUCGUUCGCGGCCGAGCGCAGCGAGUGGAGCCGCCAGACGGAGCAGAAGGUCGGCGAGACCAAGAAGAAGCAGUGGUGCGCCACCUGCGGACGCGAGGCCAUAUUUUACUGCUGCUGGAAUACCUCCUACUGCGACUUCCCCUGUCAGGAGGCCCAGUGGCCGAAGCACAUGCUGACCUGCGCCAACCAGCAGAGCUCCCAACAGGCGUCUAGCCCGGCAGCCGGCGCCGGCGACGGUGACGGCGGCGGCGACGGCGCCCAGGAAGCCCAGAGCGCGUGAGCCUCCUGCCCUCCCGCGACACAUCGGACCCUCGCAGCGGGCGCCGGUCCUAUCCAUGAGACGGUGGUCCCCCGCUGGCUCGAACCGUCCCGGCGAUCCUCGUCUCUGCAGUGAGCUCCGGCGUGCUGUGGCCUCAAGCCUGUCCCUCAUGUCUCGGUCUGCGCUCUGCUUCAACCGCGCAUCCGUGAUGCCUUGACCAUCAGUGAGCUCCGAUCAGUUCCAUGAGCCCGGCGGGCAUUCCCUGUGGCCCCCAGCCCCUCCGCGUCUCUAGACCCUUCAGGCGCUCCCGUGGAGUCUCUCGAGUCCACAGUCUGAUGUAGGACCGUUCUCAGCUUGGCGCGAAUGAGUUUGGCAGUGUUCUCCGGGACCAGUGCGCGGCGCUCCGUGCGCGGUCUGCCGACACGGUGCGCAGGGCGGCCUGGGUACACAGGUGCCCUGACCUCUGUGUGUGGAGAGGCGCGCCGCUCGUGGGUGCGCGAGUCACGAUCGCCUGGGCCGCCCCAAGACGUCACCGUCACCGUCUUCGACAAUGCGCCGCCUGACGCUCUGUGAAGGACCGGCUCGAGUCUGACUGGUGGACGCGCGCGCCUCUCCCGGGUCCGAUCGCCGGGCAGCGGCUGCUGAGGGGCGCGCCGACCUGCCAGCACCGGGCCCAUCAGCCCGUCACGUGACGCGCUACGACACGCUGCGUGUCGUUCCGGCGCACGUGUGUCGUCCUGGCCGUCAUGUGAUGCCGGGAAUCCCUGGCGGAAGCCGCCGCGCUGCUUCCGCCGGCAAGCGCCCCGGGCCAGGGCUCGGCCUCGGUUUCGUACGCACCCAUUGUGUACUUUCGGUUUUAGCAACGCGUUUGGUCGUUUGUGACCGGGCGGUCUUGUGUUAAGCAUCUGGCUGUCACCGUCUAGCCUGGAAGGACGCUCUGUUCCGAGCAUGGUACAAGUAGAAAAAGCCCGAGCCUUCGGCCUUGUAUAUGGAGAAUCAUGGACAGAAAUACACUGUGUGUUGACCGGGCUACCGGCUCGCAUUUCCAUCCGCGCAAAGAUUAACGCAGCGCGUGGGGCUUCGGUGUG
Messenger RNA from Pollicipes pollicipes, 1673 nucleotides. RefSeq names its product protein kinase C-binding protein 1. Gene Ontology annotation, molecular function: transcription corepressor activity. The record is from RefSeq and is a predicted model, not a curated record. Bases 115 to 606 code for a protein of 163 amino acids. Gene Ontology annotation, cellular component: nucleus; cytoplasm. NCBI's taxonomy places the organism in Eukaryota, Metazoa, Arthropoda, Thecostraca, Pollicipedomorpha, Pollicipedidae. The transcript is spliced from 4 exons.